AUGUUAGAUUUAAUUUUCUUUAUGUAUUAUAAAAUUGUUGAGAUUAUUGAGAUUGAGGCUGGCCCUUCGAUGAUUAUUGCGACAAAAUCAGCAUUUGGAAUAUUGCUAAUUUCAGAAAUUUUAGCUAAAAUUUCUUCUAAUUUAUCUCUAAGUGAUAUUUUAAGCUUUUUAGAAUUUGAAGAAACUUGGUUACUUAAUAUUGUAGACUCAUCUAUUAAAGAAGCAGCAAUUAAAGCAAUUAAAGAAGCAGUAAUUAAAGCAAUUAAAGAAGCAAUAAUUAAAGCGAUUCAUUCAGUAGAUUUUUAUCAACUUCAAGGAUUAUAUUUAAGUUUUGAUUUACAGUAUAGUUCUUUAUUAUCACAUGUACUAUUUUAUUUUAGAAAAGAUGCCGAAAGGUUUAUAAAAGAAUUUAAUCAAAUUCCUAUUGAUUCAGUAAAUAACUUGUUAAAAGAGAAAGUAGAUAUCAUUUAUGACUGUCAAAAAAAAAUUUUAAAGGCUAGAAAUCCUUUGAUUAAUGAUGAUAAUAUGGAAUCGAUCUUAAGCAGAACUAGAUUUUUUAUUCCUCAAGAAUAUAUACUUAGCGAUAAUUUAGAUUCUAUAUUUUUUAAUUUUGCAUAA
This is a messenger RNA of Racocetra persica, 618 nucleotides long. NCBI's taxonomy places the organism in Eukaryota, Fungi, Glomeromycota, Glomeromycetes, Diversisporales, Gigasporaceae. The record is from the annotation of a GenBank genome assembly.